Molecule: messenger RNA, 399 nt
Organism: Aspergillus saccharolyticus JOP 1030-1
Lineage: Eukaryota; Fungi; Ascomycota; Eurotiomycetes; Eurotiales; Aspergillaceae
Product: 60S ribosomal protein uL24
Exons: 3
Coding region: 1-399 (132 amino acids)
Biological process (GO): ribosomal large subunit biogenesis; cytoplasmic translation
Cellular component (GO): ribosome; cytosolic large ribosomal subunit
Molecular function (GO): structural constituent of ribosome; RNA binding
Source: RefSeq, a predicted model, not a curated record
AUGGCUGUUCGCAACACUCAGGUCGCUUCUUCCCGCUCCAAGAGCCGUAAGGCUCACUUCAGCGCUCCCUCCUCCGAGCGCCGUGUGAUCCUCAGCGCCAGCCUGAACAAGGAGCUCCGCGAGAAGUACGGUGUCCGCUCCAUCCCCAUCCGCAAGGGCGACGAGGUCCAGAUUGUCCGUGGCUCCAACAAGGGCCGUGACGGCAAGAUCACCUCCGUCUACCGUCUCAAGUGGUGCAUCCACGUCGAGCGUGUCGUCCGCGAGAAGUCCAACGGCCAGAGCGUUCCCCUCCCCAUCCACCCCUCCAACGUCGUCAUCACCAAGCUCCACCUCGACAAGGACCGUGAGGAGAUCCUCGCCCGCAAGGGCAAGGGCCGUGAGGCCGCCAAGUCCGCUUAA